Molecule: messenger RNA, 855 nt
Organism: Pezoporus flaviventris
Lineage: Eukaryota; Metazoa; Chordata; Aves; Psittaciformes; Psittacidae
Product: serine/threonine-protein kinase pim-1-like
Exons: 3
Biological process (GO): protein autophosphorylation; negative regulation of apoptotic process
Cellular component (GO): cytoplasm
Molecular function (GO): protein serine/threonine kinase activity; ATP binding
Source: RefSeq, a predicted model, not a curated record
CGGGAGCGCAUCUCCUCGUGGGGCGAGCGGCCCAGCGGCACUCGCAUUCCCAUGGAGAUAGCCAUGUUGAGGAAGGUGCGCUCCGGCUGCAGUGCCAUCAUCCAGCUCCUCAGUUGGUUUGAGCUGCCCCACUCCUUUGUGCUGGUUCUGGAGCGUCCGGAGCCAUCGCAGGACCUCUCCAACUUCAUCAAAAAACGGAGGUUCCUGCCCAAGGAUCCGGCGCGGGGCAUUUUCCUCCAGGUGCUGGUGGCUGCGCGGCACUGCCACAGCCGCGGUGUCCUGCACAGGGAUAUCAAGCCCAAGAACAUCAUCAUCAACUUGGCCACCAGAGAGGUCAAGCUUGCUGACUUUGGUUGCAGCACCCUCCUCAGGGACACGGUCUACACCAAAUUUAGCGGUGAGCCCACAGCCCAGGGUGCUUCCGGUACCGGGCGGUUUGUGAACAAGAGUCAUGUGCUGAUGAUGAGGUGGCGGGUCACACCGAGCGUGCGUCCCCACGUCCGUGGGGCCACCGGUGCAGCCCCUGCAUCCCUGGGGAUCCGCGGGCGAGAAUCCAGGAGCAGGCGGCAUCUGCCUAAUGAGGUGCGCCCGUAUCCUGUUGUAGGAACACCUUUGUACUACCCGCCGGAGUGGUUCCGCUGGCACUGCUACCACGGCCGUCCGGCGGCGAUCUGGUCCCUGGGCGUGCUGCUGUAUGAGAUGGUGUGCGGGGUCCUCCCCUUCCGGUGCUGCGAGGACAUCGUCAGCGGGCAGCUCUUCUUCCAGCGCCGGAUCUUUAUUGGGGGGCUUGUGGGGAUUGGAUUCUGGGUUCCUUGGAGAGCAAUAGGUCUCAGAGGGACGCCUCAUAAGAGUUAA